Molecule: messenger RNA, 2766 nt
Organism: Melospiza melodia melodia
Lineage: Eukaryota; Metazoa; Chordata; Aves; Passeriformes; Passerellidae
Gene: AP3M2
Product: adaptor related protein complex 3 subunit mu 2
Exons: 8
Coding region: 78-1334 (418 amino acids)
Biological process (GO): intracellular protein transport; endocytosis
Cellular component (GO): cytoplasmic vesicle; clathrin adaptor complex
Source: RefSeq, a predicted model, not a curated record
GGGCGGGGCCUGUGUGAGGAGCGCUCCGAGGGGUUUCGCUCCGGCCCGGCCCGGCUCGGCACGGCCCCGCCGCAGCCAUGAUCCACAGCCUGUUCCUCAUCAACGCCUCGGGGGACAUCUUCCUGGAGAAGCACUGGAAGAGCGUGGUUAGCCGCUCCGUCUGUGAUUAUUUCUUUGAGGCGCAGGAGCGGGCCUCGGAGGCGGAGAACGUGCCGCCGGUGAUCCCCACGCCUCACCAUUACCUCCUCAGCGUCUACCGGCACAAGAUCUUCUUCGUGGCCGUCAUCCAGAGCGAGGUGCCGCCGCUCUUCGUCAUCGAAUUCCUGCACCGAGUCGUGGACACGUUCCAGGAUUAUUUUGGUGUCUGUUCAGAGGUGAUAAUCAAGGACAAUGUUGUGGUGGUUUAUGAGGUGCUGGAGGAGAUGCUGGACAAUGGCUUCCCAUUGGCAACAGAGUCCAAUAUUCUGAAGGAACUGAUAAAACCUCCUACUAUUCUGAGAACAGUCGUCAACACCAUCACAGGAAGCACAAAUGUGGGUGACCAGCUUCCCACUGGACAGCUCUCAGUGGUGCCCUGGAGACGUACUGGUGUCAAAUACACCAACAAUGAGGCCUAUUUUGAUGUGGUUGAGGAGAUAGAUGCAAUCAUUGACAAAUCAGGUUCCACUAUUACUGCUGAAAUCCAGGGAGUGAUUGAUGCUUGUGUCAAGCUGACUGGGAUGCCCGACCUUACCCUCUCCUUUAUGAACCCUCGGCUGCUGGAUGAUGUCAGCUUCCACCCCUGUGUGCGAUUCAAGCGCUGGGAGUCAGAGAGGAUCCUGUCCUUCAUUCCCCCUGACGGCAAUUUCCGCCUGCUCUCCUACCAUGUCAGUGCUCAGAACCUCGUGGCAAUUCCUGUCUAUGUCAAGCACAACAUCAGUUUUCGUGACAGCAGCUCCCUGGGACGCUUUGAGAUCACAGUGGGGCCAAAGCAGACCAUGGGCAAGACUGUGGAGGGGGUGAUGGUCACCAGCCAGAUGCCAAAAAGUGUCUUAAACAUGACCCUCACACCCUCCCAGGGAACACAUGCAUUUGAUCCAGUUACAAAGUUACUGUCAUGGGAUGUUGGGAAAAUCAACCCCCAGAAGCUGCCAAGUCUGAAGGGGAGUGUGAGCCUGCAAGCUGGGACAUCAAAACCAGAUGAAAACCCCACCAUUAACCUGCAGUUUAAAAUUCAGCAGCUGGCUAUAUCUGGACUGAAGGUGAAUCGCCUGGACAUGUAUGGAGAGAAGUACAAGCCCUUCAAGGGGAUAAAAUACAUGACCAAGGCUGGCAAGUUCCAAGUCCGAACCUAGAGGCUCCUGAGAGCAAGGAAGAGCACUUUCCCUACUCCCCCUGUCCUCCUGAGAGCAAGGAAGAGCACUUUUCCUACUCCCCCUGUCCCUGGCUGUUGGAUGCAGCCUCCUAUCCCACCCAUCUCUUUAGGGUUGCUCCCUUGUCUGUAGUAGCAUAAGCAGGAAAGUGCUCAGAGUGCUGGAAAGCAGGGAGAAGUAAGGUUGACCUGAAACCACCUCAUCCCUACCUGAGUCUGAAGUUUUUUGGAACAAUAGUAGAUGGGAGAGUUGCUCAGGUCCCUUAGGAUUAGCAAGUCAGCUCUGUAAGCUUGUAUCACCUUCAUUUUGCUGUCUUAGAGGAAAUUCUAGGGAUUUAUGGCCUUUUGUAGCUCCUCUUCCUUGUAUUUUGUUUGGCUUUUAUCCUGCUGUACAUGCUACAAAGUUGAAUUUCCACAAACUUCAAUGUGAUGAUCCAGCAUCUGCAUUCCUGUGUCACUGGGUUAGGGGUAGAGCUGUGUAGCUCUUGCCAGCAGGGAGAACAUUUAGCUGUUCUGCCUCAAAAGCACUGGAAGAAACUGGAAGAUUGUUCUGCCCAGGAUGGGAAGUUGAGAAGCCUGAGAUUGGGAAUGGUGCCACAAAGAGAAGAAAGGAAGAAUUGCAUUCUUUCUCUAGGGAUUUCAUAUGGCAUCCUGGUCAAGGAUCUUGAGUCUCUGAAUACGGACUUGAAAUAUUGUAACUGAUGGGCAGUGGUAUCUCCGUGUAAUUCUGCUUUUCCUCUUAUUGCACCAGUGUUUGAAGGUGGGAAUUCUCCUGGCUCAUUUGGGGAAUCAGAAGAGACAGACAGGGGAACUUCUGUGGAGACAGCACUGAUGGAAUUUGAAGCUGUAGCUACAUGAAGAUAACCCCUGUCCCAGUAACUUGUUGGAAGCUCUUUUUGCCUCUCCUUUCCUAUUGCAGAUGAUGGUGAUAGUGCUGUUUUCCUGCUCACUGAGUCUUCCUUUGGUCCCUUUGUAGUGUUCCUCCUGUCCUACCUCAUUUCAGUUUCUGUACCAGUCAGGUGCUGUGCAGAUGGAUUCCAACCUAUGCCAGAUUUCUCACUGGGAUCAUCUCUUCCUCAGGAGCUGUUGCUGUCCCUGCCCAUCCCAGCCUGUGGUCCAUCCCUGUGUACUCAGAAAUGGGAAAUGGGAGGCACCUGCACUGUUUUAUUGUCUGUAACAGCCCUGUGGCCACUACAUGCCAAUCUGCUUUCUCUUGGUAGCAGAACUUGCACUAAGCUGCUGCACACAUGUGGCUGUGGAGUCCAGUCCAUGUUUGUGAACAGAACAGGGUGACCCUGACUGAGGGAGAGCAUUCAUUCCACCUUGCAUGUGGUGACACCUCAUGAGUGUUAUCUUGCUUGUGGGAUUGCUGGUUCCUGCUGCAGGAUCCCAUGGCAGGUGGUGUUACUGCUGAG